Molecule: messenger RNA, 1049 nt
Organism: Phlebotomus argentipes
Lineage: Eukaryota; Metazoa; Arthropoda; Insecta; Diptera; Psychodidae
Gene: BORCS6
Product: BLOC-1-related complex subunit 6
Exons: 3
Coding region: 30-641 (203 amino acids)
Biological process (GO): lysosome localization
Cellular component (GO): BORC complex
Source: RefSeq, a predicted model, not a curated record
GCCAGAGAUUUUGUGUGAUUUCAACCGUGAUGGAGAACGAGGAGGUGCCUGACGUGAUGACAGCGUCGUACAGUGAGAUCAUGAACUCGAAUGUCGAGGAGGAAUCGACAGAUGUCCGGAAGCGUCCCAAUCGCUUCCCGUACAAUCUCGAGGGCACCGUGAGCAUGGAUGGGAACAUGACGCACUUCAUCACGGAGAAUCUGGAGCACAAGAUCAAGCUCUCGAGCCCCAUCGCGAAGAGCAGGGAGUCACCGAGGGGCGAUUCGAGAGACAGCACGCCGUCAACGAGUGGCUUCCAGUUCGGUCGUCCGGGAGGCUAUCUUCUGCCCUCGGAGAUUGACUCCAACGUGCUGAACGACGUGGAGAUGGAGGCGCAGUAUCUGGCGGCGUCUGUGGACAAUCUGACGGAGAACCUCUGCAAUUUGCUGCACUCUAUUUCAUCCAUCACGGCGGACAAUGUUGAGGUGUACAAGAACUCCGUGAGCAAACUGACGGAUUGCAUGGAUGCUAACAUCAAGAAUAUGUACACAAUCAUGGCCAAGACGGAGGAAAUCUCCAAUGCGAUCAAACCUACGAAGCAGCUGAUGAACAGAAUACGUGAAAUCAAGCGCUUGGUGGAUAUGCUGGAGAACACGCUCUAGGAAGCCAAGCGAUCAUCUCUGAUCAUCCCUGGAAAUUUGUGAUUUUGUGAUCUCUCGAGUAAGUCUAUAUAAUGUGUUAUUUUCCUUUCCACGCGGAGAAGAUCGUUGCAAUAGAGGCAGAAUUUAACGGCAUAGAGAUAAAUUUAUUAUUUACAUUUUUUACAGCUUCUCAAGUAUAACAUUUACAAUAAUAACAUUGGAUAUAUAAAUUUACUCUCGCGAUCAAAAUCGAGUUGAAAAAUAGUGUUUUUUUUUGUUUUCUUGCUUUAAUUGUUCCCUAAACCUGUUGCACAUUUGUCUUAAGAUUUCGCGACCUGCCGAUUGUUCGUGCGUUUCACUCACGCACGCAUUACAUCAUAUACACGUUGAACACUCUUACAAAGAGGGAGAAAUAAACGAGGGGGGGGG